CUGUUUUCGGCGUAGUAUGACUCUAUUGCCCUACAGUAGUAUUUACCAAUGUGGCAUAUCGGUUGGACGUUAAUAACGGGCACGGUGUAUGCCUUCGUUGGACAUGGCUCACGUAAUGGAAACCAAAUGUUACCUGGAUAUAACGUUAUAAAGCCUUGGAACAACCAUUGUCGUUUACAGUAUACUCUAGCAGCUGAUGCCAGGCCUUUAACGAGAUAUGCAGUCGACCAACUGGAAAACGAAUAUGUCGGAUUCGAGGCGGAGCCGCCAAGGCCACCGAAAUGCCCUUUACAGGCACAUCUGCUGAGCAAAAGAGUAGUAAAGGCUAUGGUUGAGCACGAUCUAGAGCUCUAUGCAGAGAGAUCUGUUGAUAAAUAUGGUAGACCGGAGCAUAGAAGACAAAAAUGGAAGAUGACGAGGCAUAGACGGAGAUUAGACCCAGUGCUGUUUAGAGUUGGCGAGCGCAUAAAAGGGCGUGUUGCCGUGGCGUUCCCAACAUACGCAUUGGUAGAUGUAGGCGCUACCUCUUAUGGAGUACUUCACGCACGUGAUAUGAGUGAGGGGUGGAUAGAUCGAGUGGAUCACAGCGUGUCGUCUGGUGAGGAUAUUAUUGUUAUAGUAAAAUCCAUAGAUCCUGACUCUGGUUAUAUUAGGCUGUCGCUUCUUGAUUUACCAAAGCUAGAAAGUGUCACGGGUGCUCCUAUUGAAAGAAGACCGUUGCAUUCCUAUAGUGUAGAGGAUACCGUCUCAGGGGUUAUAAGAAGGCGUUCACCGUUUGGAUACUACGUGGAUAUAGGGGCCACUGUGGAUGCAUUUCUCCACGUGAAUGAUCGGAAGUUACCACGAAAGUUCACGGGUGUGGCCAGGCAACCGUUCAGGAUAGGCACAUACAUAAAUACACUUUAUAUAAAAAGUGUAGAUCUAGUGCGUAACAGGAUACAAAUAAGUGAGAAUUCACUGCAAGAAGAGAUGUAUAAACGGUGCGUAACAGGGCAGGAAACGCCAGAACAACAGGCCCUAUAUAGUCCAUUGCAUCAUGAGCCACUGUUAAGCAGGUUAAAUACACGAGACCUAGAGCGCAUGAAGGUUAUAGGUGGUUAUGAUGACCUAUUAUCGGAACUUGGGUGCGGUAGAAAUGCGUCAGUGGAAUAUGUCAAGUACCUGCAAAAUCGCAAAAGAGUUGCUGAACUGGAGAAGCAAAAGGAUAGCGUACUGGAAGAUGCUGAUAACAUGCCACAGUGGAAGUUGAGGCAGGCAACACAGGAAUAUAAUCGGUUAGCCUUGGAAAUAGCUGAGUUGAACAAGGAAUGUAUAGAGCCACCACCACCAGAACGAACUAUAUAUCGUUAUGGAGAUCCUGGAACAUGGCAACCACAGGUUUACACGCCAUUUGAUAAGGAUGACCCUGGUCAAUACUUCAAAAGCAUGAACAGUGAAGUACAAGCUGCAUUAAGAGAUGUACAGGGAGAGAGCUUCGACUUCAAAGGUGCUAUGAUAGAGGAUCUAUCCAGCCCGGAACGACGUGGUGAGCUCAUAGAGGCUCUAUGGGAGCGUUUCCAUGCUCCACCGAGCAAUACCAGCCGCAUAAAGGAUACAGAAUCACGUACUGCAACCAUUGAAGAUGUGGAAGAACUGGCACCGAGCUCUGAGCAACCAGUGUCUAGAACUGAUAUGUCCUAUCCCGAUAAGGUAAUCGCCGAGUUGGAGUCAUAUAACGACAGCGAUGCUGAUGAGUUGGCAUCGAUGAUACGUGCAUCGGAAGGCUUUAAUCCAUUUGCAUCGUCACGUAAAUUAGUGGAUGACGAUAAAAGUGCCCUAAGGGGUGCAUGCGCCAUGGUAAAGGAUGAUAUCACCAAGUGGCCAGCCAUGUUCGACAAACUGUGUGAAGAGGCUGGUGGCGACCCUAUGGCCAUAUGUCUAGAUACACUGUCCAAACGAAAGCUGCCGAAAAACAAAAUGGCAGAACCCAUAAAUACACUGGGUGUUAGUUUACAGCCUGAUGACGAUUUAAGCAAUUUGGAUGACUGCAUAGAUACAACUCCAGAUGCACUUGUGGAUGACCAUUUCCAGGCACCAAUAAUAGAAACAGACUAUCCAGAAGAGAUGUCUGACUAUGAAGACCUAUCGGAUGAAGAAGGUAUGUCGGAUGAAGUCAUAUCGGAUGUAGACAAUUUAGAGGAAUAUAGCUCGGAAGAAGACAUGUCUGACUAUGAGGACUUAUCGGAUGAAUCAUUUUCAGAUUAUGAUGAUUAUUCGGAGGAUUCCAGCCCAAACGAUGACUUUAGUGGACGGCUUUCAAAGUUCAUCAGUCCAAACAAAACCCAAGGUCACACAGAGAUGGUGUCUAUGGAUACCGACAGUUCUACCUGGAACAUGGACUACAAACCGCCCACAGGUCGCCUGGAACCUGUUCGGCAAUUAUAUAUCACACCAAGCACGGAAGAGUAUAUAUCUGACCUCCUACAGGAGGUACGGAAUGCCACAGGCGAGUCUACAGAACAAGCUAAAGAAGAGGCCCCUAAAAUAAAGACGAUACACAAAACAACACGUCAUGUAUACAAACAUAGGAAACGUAAUUUGGAUCCAGUUACACGUCUAUAUAUGAUGACGAAGUUACAGCCGAGACCAUUACCCGAGGAUACUCAUUUGUCAUCAAAUGGUUCUCCUGACAACCCGGUGACCAAUCUAGAUAGCAUGGGUCAUAGUAAUACCACACGAUCAGUGAGUCCACAAGUGGAUAGAUUUGAUGAAAUUCAUGAAACACCGAAGAAGAUGACAGACGAUGAAAUUAGGAAAUUAAAGUCUAUCGCAAAGAGUGUUACCAAUUCUGAUAAAACUAGGAAAACCAUAGGACGUAUGGCUAGGAAACAUUUAUCACCAGAUGAACUAGAAACCUGUAAAAUAAAUGCUGAUGAAAGUGAAUCUAUGGAUGAGUUGGCUACUCUCCUAAGGCAAGGUAGGACUCGUCCACGACUGAAGCCGUAUACCUAUUUCCCAGAAGGCAUAGACAAUGCAGAAAUAGGAAUUGAUAAACGUAGCAUUAACAGGCGUAUACACGAUGCUCAACUAAAGCUGCGUAAGCUUAAACGCAACAAGCGUUUCCUGCACAUGCUGGACAGGCUUGGUAUAGACCCCAAUGAACUAACAUUCGAGAACGUACACGAAUUAUUGCCGCAAGAGAUGGUAACUGCCCGACCCCUGCCCUUGCCACGGCAAAUGGGUUUAGGAGAGUCGAACCUACCUGAUAACACGGGGUAAAUUUAGACAUCUUAACGUAGACUAGAUGGUAACUUAAAGUGUAUUGAACAGUAGAUUAGGCAUUCUCUAUCCAUAUA
Babesia bovis T2Bo is the source of this 3335-nucleotide messenger RNA. RefSeq names its product S1 RNA binding domain family protein. Gene Ontology annotation, biological process: translation. Bases 49 to 3258 code for a protein of 1069 amino acids. The transcript has a single exon. The record is from RefSeq and is a predicted model, not a curated record. NCBI's taxonomy places the organism in Eukaryota, Apicomplexa, Aconoidasida, Piroplasmida, Babesiidae. Gene Ontology annotation, molecular function: structural constituent of ribosome; mRNA binding.